CGGCACCCCGUAGCCGUGCGCCUCGUUGAGCCGGCGCCAAGAUGGCGGCUCUGACAGGCGGAGGGUGGCCGCGCCGGGGGUCGCGGGGGCCGGAGCGGAACCGCCGCGGCUGAGCCCCUGAGCCGCCCCCGAGGCAGGCACCCGGCCGCCGGGACCCAGGACAUGGUGCGACCCGCGCCGGGCCGCCGCCGUCGCCGCCGCCGCUGAGCUCGCGGGCCGCGCCGGGCUCGAACGUGGGAGCGGGAAGAUGUUUUCCGCGCUCAAGAAGCUGGUGGGGUCGGAGCAGGCUCCGGGCCGCGACAAGAAUAUCCCCGCCGGGCUGCAGUCCAUGAACCAGGCGCUGCAGAGGCGCUUCGCCAAAGGGGUGCAGUACAACAUGAAGAUAGUGAUCCGAGGGGACAGGAACACGGGCAAGACUGCGCUGUGGCACCGACUCCAGGGCAAGAAGUUUGUGGAGGAGUACAUCCCCACGCAGGCGAUCCAGGUCACCAGCAUCCACUGGAACUACAAAACCACUGAUGAUAUCGUGAAAGUUGAAGUCUGGGACGUAGUUGACAAAGGGAAGUGCAGGCGGCGAGGUGAUGGCUUGAAGGUGGAGAACGACCCCCAGGAGGCAGAGUCCGAGAUGGCCCUGGACGCCGAGUUCCUGGACGUGUACAAGAACUGCAAUGGGGUGGUCAUGAUGUUCGACAUCACCAAGCAGUGGACCUUCAACUACAUCCUGCGGGAGCUUCCCAAGGUGCCGACCCACGUGCCAGUGUGCGUGCUGGGGAACUACCGCGACAUGGGCGAGCACCGAGUCAUCCUGCCCGAUGACGUGCGCGACUUCAUCGACAAUCUGGACAGGCCUCCAGGCUCCUCCUACUUCCGCUAUGCCGAGUCCUCCAUGAAGAACAGUUUUGGCCUAAAGUACCUUCACAAAUUCUUCAAUAUCCCGUUUCUGCAGCUUCAGAGAGAGACCCUGCUCCGGCAGCUGGAGACGAACCAGCUGGACGUGGACGCCACGCUGGAAGAGCUGUCAGUGCAGCAGGAGACCGAGGACCAGAACUAUGACAUCUUCCUCGAGUUGAUGGAGGCACGCAGCCGUGGCCAUGCGUCCCCACUGGCAGCCAACGGGCAGAGCCCAUCCUCAGGCUCCCAGUCUCCAGUGGUGCCUCCCAGCGCUGUGUCCACAGGGAGCUCCAGCCCCGGCACACCCCAGCCAGCCCCACAGCUGCCCCUCCACACCCCCUCGGCCGGCCCCUGUCCCCCACCCCCCACGGAGGCCCCACUGCCCCCUGCAGCCCCUGCCCCUCGGCGCAGCAUCAUCUCGAGGCUGUUUGGGACCUCACCAGCUGCCGAGGCAGCCCCUUCACCCCCAGAGCCAGCCCCAGCUGCAGAGGCCCCCACCAAAGUCCAGAACGUGGAGGAUUUCGUUCCCGAAGAAGGCCUUGACCGGAGCUUUCUGGAUGACACAGUACCCCAAAAGGAUGAGAAGAAAGUCGGAGCCAAGGUCCUACAAGACAGUGACAGCGAUGGGGAGGCCCCAGGUGGGAACCCGCUGGUGGCAGGUUUCCAGGAUGACGUGGACGUUGAAGAUAAGCCGCCCGGCAGGCCCCGACUGCCCCUGGGCCCCAGGGAAGGCGUGACUUCUUCCAGUGAGGAGGAAGCAGAGGGGGUGGCGGCGCACCCCAAGACCACUGUCCUGGUCCCCGAGAAGUGCUCUGAGCCAGAGACCAAACGGUCCUCCACAAAGGCCGCAAGGCUGCACAGGGCUGCAGUUCCCAGGGCUGCGGAGUCCCGCCGGCCAGGCGUCCGCAAGUCCCCCACCGAGGACCCCUCUGGAGGGGGUGAGGAGGGCAAGGACCAGCAGGCAGCGUCAUCAGAGAGUGACCCUGAGGGGCCCAUCGCCGCCCAGAUGCUCUCCUUUGUCAUGGACGACCCUGACUUUGAGAGCGACUCGGACCCUCAGCGGAGAGCGGAUGAGUUCCCAGUGCGAGAGGACCUCUCUGACGAGACAGAUGAGGAUGCUGGUCCUGCCCAGCCGCUCCCACCCCCCAAGCCCCCUGUGUCCUCCUUCAGACUGAAGAAUGACUCGGACCUCUUCGGGUUGGGACUGGCGGAAACGGGCCGCAAGGAGAUCAGCGAUGAAGAUAAGGAGGGCAAGCCUCCCACAAAAGAGAAGAAGAAGAAGAAGAAGAAGGGCAAAGAGGUAGGCACCCUGCCUCCCACCUCCCAGGUGCCUGCUAGGCAGUUUGGAGUCCGGGAGCCCCCACAACCUGAGCUGCCCUCUCCCCAGGAGGAAGACAAGGCCGUGAAGAAAAAGAGCAAGCGGAAGAAGAGCAGGGACCAGGAGGAGGGCAGGCAGGCGCGGCGGCGGCGGCCCAGGGCUACAGAGAGGACCGCUGUGGAUGAGCUGGAGGCCUUCCUGGGGGGCGCAGCCCCGGGGGGCCACCUCCGCGGGGGCGGGGACUACGAAGAGCUCUAGGCCCAGCACGCCCGCCCGCUGGGGUGGGGACGGGCACAGGCCCACCCUGGCCCCCGGGGCUGCUGAGCCCGCCCUGCAGGAGGGGCUGGCGGGCGGUGGGCGCGGCUCUGCGGGCAGCCGGUCCCCAGCGCUUCUCAGGGAUGGGACUGAGGCCCAGGAGGCCGCGAGGCUGUUUACAGGGCAGGGCACGCCCUCGUCACCGGCCUGGCUCCUGCUUGCCCCCGGCCCGCUGCACUCGCUCUCCCAGGCCCCCCCCCGCCAUGCGGGUGGGCUCCGCUUCCUGCCCCGUCUGGCAUGGGGGACAGACCCCAGGCAGCACCGGCACCCUUCCCGGGCUAGGGUCCAGCUUUGCACCUGCGCUGGGCUUGCUGCCAGCCAGGCCGGGGGGUCCUCAGACUCUGUUUCCUCUCGUUCUCCUUCAGCACUCCCACCAUAAAGCUCUCCUGUU
Neomonachus schauinslandi (Hawaiian monk seal) is the source of this 2915-nucleotide messenger RNA. RefSeq names its product RAB, member RAS oncogene family like 6 (gene RABL6). Gene Ontology annotation, cellular component: nucleus; cytosol. Gene Ontology annotation, molecular function: GTP binding. The record is from RefSeq and is a predicted model, not a curated record. Lineage: Eukaryota; Metazoa; Chordata; Mammalia; Carnivora; Phocidae. The transcript is spliced from 14 exons. Bases 248 to 2467 code for a protein of 739 amino acids.